GUGCGGUUUUGGUGGGCCCCUGGACAUAGUGGGGUGGCUGGGAAUGAGCUGGCGGACAGUGCGGCGAGGAGGGCAGCUCAGGGCGACAGUCCUUCUCCGCUUGUGGACAAGUGGUGUAACAAGCGCCAGCUGGAGCGGGAGAUUUGCCAGUGGUACCAAGACACGGCUAGGAGGCAGGAGAGGACCUUGGACGGGACGGUCCUGGACUCCACCGAGGAUGUGGUCUUCCGUUCUCAUCUCCGCUGGACCCGCGCCCUGCCCUCGCGAUACGCUGUGGCAUUGGUUGCGCAGUUCUUGACAGGACACUACCCUACACGCGUCUACUUGGCACGGUUUCGUCUGACGGACUCGCCCUUCUGCGACGAGUGUGGGUGCCCAGACUCCAGGGCGCAUCUCCUUCUUGACUGCACCCGUUUCAGCUACCUUCGAGAGAGCCUCACAUCUUGGCUUCGCGAGGAGUGGAGUGGCCGGACGCGACAGGCUGGGGAGGCUUGCCCGGGGUGGGAGUGGGAUUUCCUAACGGGAUCCAGCUGGGGCCGGCUCUGGCUUUCCCGCUUCCUUUGCGAGACCAGGAGGAGACACAGGCGAUGGGAUGACCUUGAGGCCACGCUGCACCGGGAGCAGGAGGGACGGGCGGCCCUGGGACGAGCUGGGGCGGUCAACGUGGACGCGGAGGAGGACGAGGACAGCAGUGAGGACGAGGAUGUUGAGGAGGCUUGA
Messenger RNA from Ostreobium quekettii, 720 nucleotides. The record is from the annotation of a GenBank genome assembly. Lineage: Eukaryota; Viridiplantae; Chlorophyta; Ulvophyceae; Bryopsidales; Ostreobiaceae.